Molecule: messenger RNA, 700 nt
Organism: Cajanus cajan (pigeon pea)
Lineage: Eukaryota; Viridiplantae; Streptophyta; Magnoliopsida; Fabales; Fabaceae
Source: RefSeq, a predicted model, not a curated record
AAGAAAAUUGAGAAGCAUAUAAAGGAAAGGAAAAGACAUGAAAGAAGGGAAGUAGCAGUGAAUAUAAGAAGUGAGAUUGAUCUGGAAUCUGGAUUGCAUGGAAAGAAUGGGAAAAGGAGGGUCUCUGAGCGACGGGGUGGUGAAGAAGAUCGUGUUGUCGUACACGUACGUGGCGAUAUGGAUCUUCCUGAGCUUCACGGUGAUCGUGUACAACAAGUACAUCCUGGACAAGAAGAUGUACAACUGGCCCUUCCCCAUCUCCCUCACAAUGAUCCACAUGUCGUUCUGCGCCUCUCUGGCGGUGCUCCUGGUGCGCGUCCUCCGCCUGGUGGAGCCGGUGGCCAUGUCCAGGGAGGUGUACCUCUCCUCGGUGCUCCCCAUCGGCGCCCUCUACUCCCUCUCCCUCUGGCUCUCCAACUCCGCCUACAUCUACCUCUCCGUCUCCUUCAUCCAGAUGCUCAAAGCCCUCAUGCCCGUCGCCGUCUACUCCAUCGCGGUGCUCCUCAAGAAGGACCCCUACAACAACUCCACCAUGGUGAACAUGCUCUCCAUCUCGCUCGGGGUGGCCGUCGCCGCCUACGGGGAGGCCCGCUUCGACGCCUGGGGCGUCCUCCUCCAGCUGGGCGCCGUCGCCUUCGAGGCCACCCGCCUCGUCAUGAUCCAGAUCCUCCUCACCUCCAAGGGGAUCUCCCUCAACCCC